GGGGAGUUUGAACCAGAAAAGUGUGCUGCUGAGGCUGUUGCAGAUGGUGGAAUAAAUGGCAGCAGACAGGAUCAAGGAAAACAAAUGCUCACACGUUUAAGGGAUUUGGGGAGGAAAUGCCACUCUUGCGAAAGCACUACUUUCCCCAGCAAAUUAAAUUGGGUGCUGCUCAGUACAACCUGAGCUUUAAGGUAUCUAAAGGCACACACACAAUGUUACUAGUUGGCAGAGGUUAUUGUGACCAGCAUUUGAGGUAAAUGUCAUCUGAUUAUUGGAGGUGGCCAUAUUUUGAAAUCACUCAAACUGGAAAAAGCAAGCUGCCUAAGGCCGAUUCGCAGGGCCCCAUGCCCAGACCUCACUCCCACACUGUCUUCUACCAGUAUGUGCCAAGGAUUUAUGAAAGCCAGCCCAGUUUGCCCUGCCUUCUGUAUAUCCCUUGCAGACCUCUAACCUGCGGGCUGUGCCAAUUUUGCCUUCUAACGCAAAACACCAUUGAACACCAGUUACAGUUUGAUGCUGUCAUAAGGAAUUAAUGCAGAGGAGCUUUGGAUUGAAAAGGAUCGGGAGUAGUCCCUGUAAUCAGAAAGCUGGCCUCUGAGGAAGGAAAUAGAUGAGAUUCCAUAGCAUCCAUGCCAUAUCCGCCCCCCCCCCCCCGUAAGGUUCAGAUGCAAUUGUAUAAAGUCAGUCAGCCAUAUGUCUUCAGCAUAUUUAACUUAAAUAAAUCCACAGCUGAGAAAGUGAUCAGUGGGUCUGAGCCAGUUCCUAAGCAGAGAUUUUAAUGGCUUUAAGGUUAGCGCUAUUUGAAAUACAAAUAUUUUCAUGUUAUCUUAACACUGUGCAACCGCCUCCAAAAUGAUUUCAGCGUGAUUCUGCUGCGGCUGACAAGUACGAGUUUUAAUUUCUCUACUAAUUAGCCCAAAGCAGGGGCAGUGUGAAAUGCGAGUGAUGCUUUAAUUUGGUACUGUGUUAGUUUAUGUUUGCGCUCGUCGGAGUUCUCUCUUCUCACAGUUAAUGAAUUCCUGGCAUCUUCUGGAACCAGGGAGGACUAUGAAGGCCAAAUGACGUGCUGUGUAGACCUCCAUGUAACUUUUGCCUCUGCCAGGGGCAACCCAAUAUGUUUUGCUGCCUGAGGCAAAGCAAGUAUAAGGACAUAAGAACUUGCCCUGCUGGAUUAAGCCACCACUCUCUUCUCACAGUGGCCAACCAGAUGCCCAUGAUUAUUAGCAACUGGUACUCAGAAGUACACUGCCUCUGGGAGCAGAGCUGGAACAAAGCCAGCAUGGCUAGUAGCCAUUAAUAGACGUAUUCUCUACUAAUUUCUCUAAGCCUCUUUUUUAAAAAAAACAAACCUAAGGUAAAAGGUAAACGGACCCCUGACCAUUAGGUUCAGUCGUGACCGACUCUGGGGUUGCGGCACUCAUCUCGUUUUAUUGGCCGAGGGAGCCAGUGUACAGCUUCCCGGUCAUGUGGCCAGCAUAACUAAGCCACUUCUGGCGAACCAGAGCAGUGCACGGAAACACCGUUUACCUUCCCUCAGGAGUGGUACCUAUUUAUCUACUUGCACUUUGACCUGCUUUCGAACUGCUAAGUUGGCAGGAGCAGGGACCGAGCAACGGGAGCUCACCCCUUCGAGGGGAUUCAAACCGCCGACCUAGGCUCUGUGGUUUAACCCACAGCACCACCCAUGUCCCCAAACAAACCUAAGCAUACACUUUAUUAACAACUCUUAACACAUCAAGUUCUUAGAACAUUCAGUGUAACCAAUGUAAUCCCAAUGUAAAUAAAUAAUUUAAAUAUAUAGUUAAAAGUGAAUAAAUCUGUAUAUAGACAAUUAAUAUAAAAACUAAAGGGAGCGCUUUCUUCCCAAGGAGCUUAUUGUUCUUACUAUAAAUAUAGUGCUUUCCCCCCGGGGCACUAUCAUUUGACAAUACAAAAGUCACUAUGCCCUAAACAAGCAAUCGUCUUCUCAUUGCGGAGUUCAGCUCUGUCAAUGCGGGACUUGGGGCUUCUGGUCUUCUGAAGCCAUUCUUGAAGUUGUUGCACCUUAACAGUAGGACCUUGGAUUUCAUAGAAUCAUAGAAUUAUAGAGUUGGAAGAGACCACAAGGGCCAUCGAGUCCAACCCCCUGCCAAGCAGGAAACACCAUCAGAGCACUCCUGACAUAUGGUUGUCAAGCCUCUGCUUAAAGACCUCCAAAGAAGGAGACUCCACCACACUCCUUGGCAGCAAAUUCCACUGUCGAACAGCUCUUACUGUCAGGAAGUUCUUCCUAAUGUUUAGGUGGAAUCUUCUUUGGCCUUGCACAGUACCAUAGUCAGUAUUCUGCACCCAGCCAACGACAUCCAACUUCUUUCCUUCAGUCUGUGUGUCCCCCCCCAAUAAUAUUUAUUAAGUUUCAUACAUAUACAACACAUACUGUAAAACAACUAAAACAAAAUAUAAAUAAAACAAAUAAAACAAAUAAAACAAAUAAAACAAAUAAAACAAAUAAAACAAAUAAAACAAAUAAAGAAUAAACACAGAAGAUAUAACAACAAACACAUAAACAAUACAAAUUGAUUAAUAAAUUAAAUUUCUAACUUCAUAAACAUAUUACUUGACUUCCUCUAAUCCCUCACAUCUGAAUUUCCUUGUAACCGAAUGUAGCAGUUUUCCAAUAUCAUUAUUCCAAAACAAUAUUCCAGUUUUAAUCAAAUAUCUUAACUUUUCUUAACAUUCUAAAUCUCAUUUAUUUAAUUAACUCCUAAUUUAAUCCUAGGCCUAUUUGGUACUUUCUGUGUGUUUUUUUGCAGAAAAACACCCCUUGGACUUUUCUCUAACCCUCUUUUAAAGGCAUCCAAAUUGGUGGCCAUCGCUGCCUUUUGUGAGAGCAAGUUCCAUGGUUCAACUACAUGCUGCUUUGAAAAAAGUACCCUUUUUUGUGUGUCUUUCAAUAUUCAGAUUCAUCGAAUGUCCCUGAGAGAUGAAGAUGAUUUCCAGCAACUGGCAUGCAGAGGCAUACUGCCUCUGAAAGAAUAUAGCCAUGUUGGUGCCUCACCUCCUUCCCAUGUGCAACAGCUGACUGACAUUUGAAAGGUGGGUCUACCGUACACAUCACAAACCAAACACAGCCGUCCUUUGAAUUUUGCACUUCCCCAAAUUUUGUAAUUUCAGUUCUCCGGCCAAGUCAUAUGUCUGAAAAAAUGCAUAUGGUAGAGUAAAAGGUGUCUAGAAAAGCAGCUAUGAAUGAAAUCUGCAUUACGUCAGGGAACAAUGUCUUGCAAUAUUAUAAUAUUGCAAAAUUACAUGCAUAAUAUUGCAAAAUUACAUGCAAACAUGUGUCUUUUAGGAGAAGUUCACAGUGAAAUGCUGACGAAUUCUUGUGCUUUAUUUUUAAUUUGGGAAAAAAUGCAAGCUUAUGUGGAGAGCGGAAGCCUUGGGAAAUGAGAAACUGAAAGAAACCAAAAUUAAGAGAUUCACCCUUUCGACUGAGAUAAAAGCUAAUGUCCACGACUGACACCGGAGCUUCCUCGGCUGAUUCCAGCCCCUGCUCAAACCGUGUUUAGAAAACAGAGGAUUAUACAGCGCAUUGCAAGCAACUUGCUUUUCAGUUGCUCCUUCUCGGUUGCCCUGGCAACUUCAAGGGUAAAAAGAACAUUCUGAC
Podarcis lilfordi (Lilford's wall lizard) is the source of this 3643-nucleotide messenger RNA. NCBI's taxonomy places the organism in Eukaryota, Metazoa, Chordata, Lepidosauria, Squamata, Lacertidae. The record is from the annotation of a GenBank genome assembly.